This is a messenger RNA of Dendrobium catenatum, 2044 nucleotides long. Its product is annotated as probable protein phosphatase 2C 15. The record is from RefSeq and is a predicted model, not a curated record. Gene Ontology annotation, molecular function: protein serine/threonine phosphatase activity. Lineage: Eukaryota; Viridiplantae; Streptophyta; Magnoliopsida; Asparagales; Orchidaceae. Bases 237 to 1538 code for a protein of 433 amino acids. Gene Ontology annotation, biological process: protein dephosphorylation. The transcript is spliced from 8 exons.
GAACAGUUCAUCAGUGUUUCCGCUGAAAACCGCGUCUUUGGGCUGUCAAUCUCUCUCUACCUCUUUCCUAUCUCUUCUGCUCUCUUCUCAGAUCUGAAAGUCUCACCUAUUUUUCUCCGCCCGGCUUCUCUCCCUCUCUCUCCUCUCCCCGCACAUCUAGGGAUGCCAAGGCGGCGCCGGCUUAUCGUGACGGCGGCCUAUUGGAGGGCGUAGAUCUCCUUGAAAACACAGCAGAGAUGGCGGCUGGCGAUGUCGGCGACGGGGGGAGGCGUCGUGAACACGAAAUGGUUCCCCUUGCGGCACUAAUACGCCGGGAGUUGAAGAGAGAGAAGCCGGAGAAGACGCUGGUGCGCUUUGGCUGCGCUGCACAGUCAAAGAAGGGGGAAGACUACUUUUUAGUGAAGACCGACUGUCAGAGACUACCUGGGAAUCCUUCCUCCACCUUUUGCGUCUUUGCGAUCUUUGACGGGCACAAUGGUAAUGCUGCUGCAAUUUUCGCAAGGGACAAUUUACUGAACCACAUAAUUGGCGCUAUUCCUCGAGGGCUCGGAAGGGAGGAGUGGCUUCAUGCUCUUCCACGCGCUUUGGUUGCAGGGUUUGUGAAGACUGACAAAGAGUUCCAGAGCAAAGGGCAAACUUCUGGGACUACUGCAACAUUUGUCAUAAUUGAUGGAUGGACUAUUACUGUUGCUUCGGUUGGCGACUCUCGUUGCAUUCUGGAUGCACAGGGAGGAGAUGUUUCCCUUCUUACUGUUGAUCAUAGACUAGAAGAAAAUGCUGAAGAGAGGGAGAGAGUGACUGCCAGUGGAGGUGAGGUAGGAAGGCUCAGUAUUGUCGGUGGUGCUGAGAUUGGCCCCCUCAGAUGCUGGCCUGGUGGGUUGUGCCUUUCCAGGUCAAUUGGAGAUAUGGAUGUAGGGGAGUUUAUAGUUCCUAUACCACAUGUUAAGCAAGUAAAGUUAUCGAAAACUGGGGGAAGGUUAAUAAUUGCUUCAGAUGGCAUUUGGGAUGCAUUACCAUCUGAGAUAGCUGCAAAAUGUUGUCGUGGGUUAACUGCAGAGCUUGCGGCUCGACAAGUUGUGAAGGAAGCACUGAGGUCAAGGGGGCUGAAAGAUGACACAACAUGCAUUGUUGUUGAUGUGAUUCCACCUAAUGAUUUCAUAGAAGAGCCUCCAUCACCGCCUAAAGAUUUGAACAAACUUAAGUGUCUAGGUUUCAGGAAAAAGUCACGAGAUUCUACUAGUAAGCUGGCGAAGAAAUUGUCUGCUGUUGGUAUAGUAGAAGAAUUAUUUGAAGAAGGUUCAGCUAUGCUGGCUGAGAGGUUAGGACAUCAAUCUUCAUCAUCACAAAUAUAUUCUACUCUCUUCAAAUGUGCUAUUUGCCAAUUGGACCUUGCUCCUUGUGAAGGCAUAUCAGUUCAUGCUGGUUCCAUAUUUUCCACUAGCUCAAGGCCAUGGGAAGGUCCUUUCCUCUGCGCCGAUUGUCGAAUCAAGAAGGAUGCCAUGGAAGGCAAGCGUCCCAGCGGCGUCAAGGUUCCAUAAUUUUUUUCUUCGCCGCCAUGUUUAUUCUUGAUUCUUUUACUGGAUAAAAGUUGCUAAGAAUAUUCUGAUAUAAUUUUUGGUCAAAUUGGGCCCGAAAAUUGUUCGAUUUACUUUGAGAUGAGUGCCAUAUAAAUUUUGUUUGUGCAGCGCUAAUCUUAAAGCAAAUUCAAUGCUUUCAAAGUUCAUCUUGACUAAAACAUUAUCAGGAUAUUAUCCUACACAAUUUUUUCCCCCAUUUUCUCUGCCAUUUUCCUGAACUGUUUGAUUAUUAAGAGACAAAAUAGCUAAAGGAAGUGGUUAGUGAUGAUGGAUGUGGCAUUUAAAUUCAGUUCUUUUGGAGGGUUUUAAUAUUCAGAGUGUGAAGUAGUCAGUAACAAAAAGUUCAAAAUGUUGUGGAAUGAGAUCAUAAGAUUUUUCUUCAAUGUACAGUUUAUAGCAAGCUCUAUGGCUUGACAAGAUAUUUGUUAGGAAUUUAUUGGCUAGUGUGCUUUGUUUUUUGGCUCUUA